This is a messenger RNA of Candida tropicalis MYA-3404, 243 nucleotides long. RefSeq names its product 60S ribosomal protein eL27 (gene RPL27A). Gene Ontology annotation, molecular function: structural constituent of ribosome. The record is from RefSeq and is a predicted model, not a curated record. Gene Ontology annotation, cellular component: ribosome; cytosolic large ribosomal subunit. Bases 1 to 243 code for a protein of 80 amino acids. Gene Ontology annotation, biological process: translation. NCBI's taxonomy places the organism in Eukaryota, Fungi, Ascomycota, Pichiomycetes, Serinales, Debaryomycetaceae. The transcript has a single exon.
AUGGAUGCUAAGAAAGUUGCCAAGAGAACUAAGGUCAAGCCAUUUGUUAAAUUAGUCAACUACAACCACUUGAUGCCAACUAGAUACUCUUUGGAUGUCGAAUCUUUCAAAUCUUCUGUUACUUCUGAAUCUUUGGAAGAACCAACCCAAAGAGAAGAAGCUAAGAAAGUCGUCAAAAAGGCUUUUGAAGAAAAACACCAAGCUGGUAAGAACAAAUGGUUCUUCCAAAAAUUACACUUCUAA